AUGAUGGAUCUUCUGGGCUCAAUUCUGAAGAGUAUGGACGCACCUCCGACAACCGAGGUUGACAAAAAGGCAAAAGGUAAGCUUAUUUUUAUUCCAUAGCCGAUUAAUGUUUUAUUUAAGCUUAUUGUCUAGGUCGUAACGAGAUACUUUUGAUUCCAAAUCGUUGUAAAAUACAAUAUAAGACUUAGUUAAGGUAUAUCAAGCGGACGUCCAAAAGUUGUAUUAAAGUUAUUUCGAUCUAGGUAAACUGCAGAAUACCCUGCCACUUCGAAGCUGUAUCCCUGAAAGAGCUGGAUACGUGGAUACGCAGUUAUCACUUUAUGCGCUUUUCUACCCUCUGUGGCUUUAAGAACGACAAACAGACAUACUGUAUGCUUUUUAUCCUGUCUUAAGUGUAUAUUGAAGUGGAUACGCGUAUAUGCGGAUACGUAGUGACCGAGUUUCCGCGUAUCCACCUAUUUUUAGGGGUUGCUUUAAAGUGGCAAGUUAUUCUGCAGUUAAGCCCAAUAUUAUUAUAGAUUUCUCAACUAACUCACAUCAGUCGACCUGAUAGCAAUGUUAACUAUCGACUAAACGUAUGCUUAUUACACAUUAUUCAAGUAAUGAGUAUGUGAAUUUUGUGGUUGAUUAAUUUGUGUCUUGUUCCGCAUGUAGAGGAAAAAGCCAAACUCAAGAAACUCCAAAUGGAAGAAAAAAAGAAAAAUGCUGCUUUUCGUGCAAAGGUAAGCUUGUAUAGAGCCUCGAUCUAGCUCUUGGUGGUUUUUCUGAAUGGUAAAUUUGAGAUCUAGACUCGGGGUGCAUUUUAUUUCCUCUGGACAAUCCAAGAUUGGAUUCUUUGGAUUCUUUGGAUUUUUUUUGAAGAGAGAAAGCAAAAAUCCAAAAAUGGAUUGUAUAGCAUGCCAAAAAUGUAUUUAAAUGCAAUUUAAAGGAGGUAACAACUAAGAGCACCUUAAGUCCCUGAGGUCAGCUGUCUUUGGCAUGGGCAUGCCCAGUAGCUGGUUACAUUGAUCAUGUGAUUCUUUGGCGCAUUCAGUUUUCCUUCGUGCUAGGUUCUGUCAGCCAUUUUCUUUCCCUCCCCCCUCCCCCUAGGCUUUGGUGGUUUUUCUCCACUGAUGUUUUCAGUGUGACGGGUGCAUGUUCCUUUCCUUUGGUGUUGGGGCUCAUGGCUGGGUCGCUGUUGUGCCAGUUAUGGGGGCAUUAUUUCACUCUAGAGACUGGCUGCCAAUAGUGGAAGCCCCUGGAUACUCCUGGCACCCAACCUCCAUUUUAGUGAUGCAAUAAUAUGCAUGUCUCAGGGGAAAAGGCUUAUUAACCAAUCAGGUUUUACCACAGAGAUGCCAACCGCUGGAGAUCUAAAAUCUGGAGACUCUCUUUUUUUCACUACUUCCCCCCCCCCCGAAAUUUCAACAGACCUCGCCCCCCUGACAAAUUGACUCAGCCCCCAAUGUCAAUGGGAAUGACUUAGGCCAUUAUAUGAAGUCUUACAUGAAGUACAUAAAUCAAAAUUUGCAAGCAUAGUUUUGAUGCCAGAAAUAAUCUUUGUCAGGGACUAAAUACAUGCAAAAAUAUCCCAGAAACUGUACUGCCAAUAAGAAAAAUUUAAGUUUUGAGCUAAAAAUGGGCUAAAUCUCAAACUAAGGCUGCCACAGAAAAGCUCAGAAGAUGAUUCUAAUCGGGAGAUAUGGUGACCAGUACGGGAGAGCGGGAGAUCAGUGCUGUAUCCAGGAGAGUUGGCGUGUAUGUUACCAUGGUCUGGCAAAUAAUUUGCUCAUCAUAAUGGAGUGCAGAAUUACAAAAAGAAUAAAUUCUUUGACUGCAUUUUCCUUAGACUGAGAAAGAAGUGACUGAAUUCAUCAAGGAUACAAAACAAACAAGAGUGAAGUACCCGCCAAUGACAAGAAUCCAAAGAAGUAUUGUGUAUGUAUUUGCCAAUUAUCACACUUCUUUCAGAGAAUAAGGCUGGAGUGGUAUUCUCCAUUAUUUAAUUUACUCUCUGUUUUUCUUCUCACUUCAUGAAGUUGUUAUUGUUUUAGUUUAGGCGACCAAUUUAUCUUUAUUGACAACUGUUUUGAAAUUAAUGAAAUGAAUCAUGUUUUGAACUGCGGACAAAGAUAUGAAAGUGAAUGUGAUCCUCGCAGUUGAAUGAUCAACCUAGACAGUUGAAAAAGAACCUGAAAAAUUCAGGUUUGAUCGGGCAAUGAACCCUGGCCUUUGCAAUGACCAGACUCACUUAUCAAUGGCCUUUCUCCAGUUGUCUUGGUUAGCUCAAUAGAUAAUUUAAUUUAAUUUCAAAACUUAUCAGGUGCAAAUAUCUAUAUAAAUAUAUUCAAAUGCGCCAUAGGGAAAAAACAAUAAUAAUAAUAAUAAUAAUAAUAAUAAUAAUAAUGAAAAAAUAAGAUGAUAAUAUAUAUAUAGAAUAGAAAAGCUAAUGGCUAAAAGUUAAAAAGAUAAAAUCUGUUAGCAUAAUCUUAAAAAUUAUAAGCUAAAAAUACAAUCUUAUAAUCUAAGUGGUACAAAAUGUUUUUUUAAAAAGGUGAGUCUUCAACUUUCUCUUAAAAGUGUCAGUAGAAAUAGAUUCCCUGAUAUAUCCUGGCAGAACAUUCCAUAACUUAGGUGUGGCAAACAGAAAGGCCUGUUCACCGAGAGUUGCCUUGGGCUUAACAUUCAGAUAACUAGGGAGAAUAUUGUAUAGGGUAUCUUGUUGCAUCUGGCCAUCGCAAAGGUUAGGGUUCGUUGCCCAGUCAAGCGGAAGCUUGAACUUUUUCAGGCUCUUUUUAAUUCGCUGAGGUUGUUCAUUCUACUGCAAAGAUCAUGUUAACUUUCAUGACAACUGUUUGUUGCCAUGUUCUCAUUUUGUUGUUUAAAAGUCUGGACACUUCAGGUCUAAAGUAAGGUUAUUAUUUCCUUUAGUUAUUGACCUUAAGAAUAUAAUGUAUGGUUAAUAUUUUUCUUGUGUUACUUGCAGUCAUGACGUUGCAGAGAUUGCUGGUCUCACAACUUUUUCUUUUGGGGAAGAGGAAGUUGAUAGAUAUGUUAUGCUGUUUAAAAAGGUGAAAACCANAAAUAAUCUUUGUCAGGGACUAAAUACAUGCAAAAAUAUCCCAGAAACUGUACUGCCAAUAAGAAAAAUUUAAGUUUUGAGCUAAAAAUGGGCUAAAUCUCAAACUAAGGCUGCCACAGAAAAGCUCAGAAGAUGAUUCUAAUCGGGAGAUAUGGUGACCAGUACGGGAGAGCGGGAGAUCAGUGCUGUAUCCAGGAGAGUUGGCGUGUAUGUUACCAUGGUCUGGCAAAUAAUUUGCUCAUCAUAAUGGAGUGCAGAAUUACAAAAAGAAUAAAUUCUUUGACUGCAUUUUCCUUAGACUGAGAAAGAAGUGACUGAAUUCAUCAAGGAUACAAAACAAACAAGAGUGAAGUACCCGCCAAUGACAAGAAUCCAAAGAAGUAUUGUGUAUGUAUUUGCCAAUUAUCACACUUCUUUCAGAGAAUAAGGCUGGAGUGGUAUUCUCCAUUAUUUAAUUUACUCUCUGUUUUUCUUCUCACUUCAUGAAGUUGUUAUUGUUUUAGUUUAGGCGACCAAUUUAUCUUUAUUGACAACUGUUUUGAAAUUAAUGAAAUGAAUCAUGUUUUGAACUGCGGACAAAGAUAUGAAAGUGAAUGUGAUCCUCGCAGUUGAAUGAUCAACCUAGACAGUUGAAAAAGAACCUGAAAAAUUCAGGUUUGAUCGGGCAAUGAACCCUGGCCUUUGCAAUGACCAGACUCACUUAUCAAUGGCCUUUCUCCAGUUGUCUUGGUUAGCUCAAUAGAUAAUUUAAUUUAAUUUCAAAACUUAUCAGGUGCAAAUAUCUAUAUAAAUAUAUUCAAAUGCGCCAUAGGGAAAAAACAAUAAUAAUAAUAAUAAUAAUAAUAAUAAUAAUAAUGAAAAAAUAAGAUGAUAAUAUAUAUAUAGAAUAGAAAAGCUAAUGGCUAAAAGUUAAAAAGAUAAAAUCUGUUAGCAUAAUCUUAAAAAUUAUAAGCUAAAAAUACAAUCUUAUAAUCUAAGUGGUACAAAAUGUUUUUUUAAAAAGGUGAGUCUUCAACUUUCUCUUAAAAGUGUCAGUAGAAAUAGAUUCCCUGAUAUAUCCUGGCAGAACAUUCCAUAACUUAGGUGUGGCAAACAGAAAGGCCUGUUCACCGAGAGUUGCCUUGGGCUUAACAUUCAGAUAACUAGGGAGAAUAUUGUAUAGGGUAUCUUGUUGCAUCUGGCCAUCGCAAAGGUUAGGGUUCGUUGCCCAGUCAAGCGGAAGCUUGAACUUUUUCAGGCUCUUUUUAAUUCGCUGAGGUUGUUCAUUCUACUGCAAAGAUCAUGUUAACUUUCAUGACAACUGUUUGUUGCCAUGUUCUCAUUUUGUUGUUUAAAAGUCUGGACACUUCAGGUCUAAAGUAAGGUUAUUAUUUCCUUUAGUUAUUGACCUUAAGAAUAUAAUGUAUGGUUAAUAUUUUUCUUGUGUUACUUGCAGUCAUGACGUUGCAGAGAUUGCUGGUCUCACAACUUUUUCUUUUGGGGAAGAGGAAGUUGAUAGAUAUGUUAUGCUGUUUAAAAAGGUGAAAACCAUUUAUCUGUGUAAAGAUGCAAAACAAGUAGCCUCAGGUGUAGUCUCAUUAGCUAGGGUGAAGAUUUCAAACUGGCUCGAAGCUGUCUUCUUGGUUCCUGGCUAUCUAAUUCAAUUUUCUGUUGCAUUUUCAACCCAACCUAAUAGACAAGGCUUCUGUUAGGUCGCCAGGAAAAGAGGUCAAAUGUCACAGGAUUUUCAGAGACAGAUUCGCAGAAAAAUCGGUUGAUUUUAAGGGACUUUCAUGGGAAAUGUUCGAGGCUAACUUCGCCGAAAAACAAUCGGUAGAAAAAGGCCAAUUUCAUGGGAAUUUUCUGGGCAAAUUUCUCUAGAAAUCGAUUGAUUUUGCGCUGAUUUCAUAAGGUGCAUUAUGAGAGAUGUAUAAUUUAUGGGAAUACACUGUAGACACACCCACACUAUCCAAGAGGGUCAUUUCUUCAGGACAAAUUUUAAACUUAAGAGAACAUUAUUUUACCUUUCACUACACUGCUCAUUGUUUCCUUUUGUUUUUAAGGAAUUUCCCCCUUCAGAUGAAGAACUUGAUGCUUACAGAAAUGGAGAGGUUUGUUGACAAACCUCUAGUUUGUGGAUCAGUUAAAGCAUUUGGGAUUUAGUAAAUACAUGUAGUAUGACAAGUAAUUCCAUGAGCCUCACAACAAACUGACAGUGUAUAAUAUGCUGUAGGUUUUUUCAGAUUCUCACUUUCCAUUGUUUUCUAAUCCUAAUAUAUAUUCUUGAUCAAGAAUAAUUGAGGAUGUGAGACAAAGAAGACUAAGUUGAAACCAUUUUAACCUGACAUUGUUUCAUUUUAACCUACAAUGCAUACACUAAUCGUCACGUAAAAAAUUACGCGCAAUAAAGAAGUGCAGGUCAACUUUUAAAGUAGAAUCACAUUAAGCAUGCACGAUGAUGGUAAACUUAAAAUCUUUUAAAACUCUGAGGAACCUUUUUUUACUUUCAUGAUUGUAUUCUGGCAUUAAAAUAACAUUUUGCUGUUUAUUUUAUCCAGGAGUUUGAUCCUGAAAAUGUAAGCAAAUCUAAGGAGCAAGCUAAGGUAAGGAAGGCCACGUAAUAGUUUUUCAUAAAUGUUGAUGCCUUCAGAUCCCUAGACCUAGAAUAGUUACUCACGAGAGGUGAAACCACAUUGAAGUUCAACUCUAUUCAGAAAUCGCACAACAGGGGAGACAUCCUCCUUAAAAAACUUGAAUUUCUUAAGCCUUUGCUAAUAUCAUAUGCUGCAGUGAGUGACUCUAACAAAUUAUUGUAGACAAUUGGCUUUGCUCUAAAUUGAGUUGGAGAUAGUUAAUUUCAAAAUGUCACUAACUGGGAUCAGGUUGCCUUUGUGGCGAGCCUCCCACACCGACAUUCUUAGGGGUUUCUCACACAUUCCUUCCCCAAGAGGAAGGAUUGCGUGAUGAGCCAACGAAUGUCUGUGUAGGAGGCUACUUCUUGUGGGAACCAAAGUAGUAUAUGCUUUCUGAAUAACAGUAUAAUUUCUUGCAGAGUAUAGAUGAUAAUGCCAGCACUGUUAGCAAAGCACAAAAGACUUCAAGAGUAUCUCAUUCUCAACCACCUGCCACAUAUUACAAAGACAAGUAUAAACACUUAUUAGGAGUUGACAGUGGAAAAGAUGCUGCAAGAGCUACCAAAAGUAACUCUGCUUAUGGCUACGGUGAGUCCACAUCCAAAGAUAUUAACCACUGUUUUUUUUUUUGAAUAGGUAGAAUGCCGUAUUCAUUCGAAUGAGCGCCGCCUCCAAUUACGUGCUGCCCUCAAAUAAGUGCCACAUUUGGGGACCAAAAGGAUAAAAAGCGCCACCCCCGAGUAAGCACUGCGGCCCUGAUAUAAUCUUCAAAGUCACGUCCAACUUUCAAAUAAAUGCCUCCCUCAAAUAAACGUUGCAUUUGAGGCAUACAAAUUUAAUAAGCCUCCCUUCUUCGGGUAAACACAGUAUGAUCCUUCGGGUGAAUGCACACCUGAUUAGGACUGUUGUUGACAGUUAGUUACCUGUGCAUUUCAAUCCAUCACAGUUAUAACAGCCGUUUACUGUAAGUCAUCGUUUGUCCAGUCAUUUUGUGUUCGUAAAUAACUGCUAUACAGGCAUUUCUGUGCUCAAUAACCAUACGUGAUAGAAGCGUAACUACAAAGCUGGGUUUUUGCUAAUAUUCUUUCCCUUUAAUUUUUUUAUUUCUUCAUUUUUCCAGUUCCCAGUGAAAACAAAAGAGAUCUUCGAUCAAUAGAAGAGACUUUAAAUGACAUUCGCAAAAGAAAGAAGCUUAAACCUGACGACAUUGAUGAAGCAAGUGAGCCACACGAUUCCAAGGAUGAACAGUAAUUUGUUACAGGGAUAACUCAACCUCUGCUCUAACUGCAGUACUGAACAGUGCAGAAUGUAGGGUGGAAGACGAUAUCUUGCAGUGGGCACUUUUGUUUCUUUGCAAUGCCUUCCUUGACUCGAAUUCGGUAUGAGCAGAAGUUGCAAUUUUUCCUGGACUGGAAUUCAGACACAGAGUUGACAAUCAUCUCGCGGCGUGAAUCAAGUGGAUGGGCAGUCUCUUUGUUUGAUUUUAGAACACUCAGAACCGAAUUUUGUUCGAAUUUAAGAAAGCAACAAAGUUUAAAAGGUUACAAACAUUACACUGGAUUUUCAAGGAGACUGAAAGCUCCUCGAAUUACAUAUAAUCCCUGAAAAGUUAUUUUUCUCCUUGGAAUUAGACUACGAGCAGGCUCCUUUUUUUCUUUACAAAGUUACUCCACACGUAACCCAUGCAAGCGAGCGGCGAAGCCGCGCCAACGAGUUUAUUGUAACGUCGUUGUUUGCAUUCGCGCUGGCUGAGAAAAGAACUGGUCCCCGGAUUUUAAGAGAAAAUGCGGACGGUAAGCAGUUUACCAUGGGAUGUUCAAUGUAUUUUCCUGGUGAGAUGUGGCAGACUGAGAGCAACGCUACGUAGUUUAUUUCCCACAGUAUUCCUUUUUUCUAGCGUUAGCCAGGUCACGAAUAACUGUGAAAAUAAUUGAUACA
This is a messenger RNA of Porites evermanni, 7611 nucleotides long. NCBI's taxonomy places the organism in Eukaryota, Metazoa, Cnidaria, Anthozoa, Scleractinia, Poritidae. The record is from the annotation of a GenBank genome assembly.